Messenger RNA from Cyprinodon variegatus (sheepshead minnow), 1125 nucleotides. RefSeq names its product type-2 ice-structuring protein-like. Lineage: Eukaryota; Metazoa; Chordata; Actinopteri; Cyprinodontiformes; Cyprinodontidae. The coding region runs from base 249 to 725 and encodes 158 amino acids. The transcript is spliced from 7 exons. The record is from RefSeq and is a predicted model, not a curated record.
CAGGUAUUGGAAUCUACCGUCUCGUUCAACAUCUGCUUUUCAACGUUCGUUUUUACAGCAGACUUGAAUAGAAUCUCCUGUUAUUGGUCUCCUCCUGCUGAUCCAGACCGUAUCCUUGAAUUGAGGUAUUUAACAGAGAAGAGUGUUCAUUCUCACUCACAACUCAACAUCUUGCAAAGGAAGACUGAGGCUCUAGGAUUUAUCUUACCCCAGAGAAAGAUAAGGUUGCAUCUAAUCUCAACUCCACCAUGAAGACUCUUUCUUGGUUGGGAUUGACCCUUUUGACUUUGGCCCAUGCAUUCUACCAAGAAAAUACUUUUGGCUUCAAUUGCCCUGAAGGAUGGACAAUGCAUGGCACUCAAUGUCUCCUGUUUGUUUCACAGAAAAUGACCUGGGUUGAGGCCAGGGACAACUGUGCAUCUAAAGGUCACGGUUCACUUGCUGCUGUAUAUGAUUCUACACAAGUUGACGAGAUUUCUGAGGAGAUGAAAAAAGCCGGACUUCAUGGUGGACAAGUUUGGGUUGGAGGCAGCAAAACCUCAGGGGAUCCUGAUUGGUCCUGGGAUUAUUCUAUCAUGGAUCAAUUUGCUGAGUUCUGCAGUGGAGAACCUGCCGAUGACAAGAACUGUUUGCAGAUAACUUUUAAUGAGAAGAGCUCAGGGUGCCUGGAAGCCCAGCGGUGUGACAUGCAGCUCCCCUCAGUCUGUGCGAUCCUCCUCUAUUAGUCUAGAAAGACCAAUGAAUCUUCAGCAGAGAUUAGUUAAGGCAUCUUUUGACAAUCGGUCACUCAUUCCUUUGUUUUCCCUUCAUGUUUAUGCUGUGUGGCUUUAGGGACCAAAAAAGUACAAACAAUUUACUGAAACAAUGUUGUAUUAUUUUGUUUCCUUUUUUUUGGUCCCUUAACUUUUAACAACAGAUACCUUUUUAUUUUUAAGUCUUUAGAAAGUCUACGAUUACUAUUAAUAUUUCAUCCCAAUAAAAUCUUUAUCACUGCAUUAAAAACAUCUUUCUGCAUUAAAAGAUUAGUGGGAUGUCUGUUUAUUAAAGUGAAACAUACAAAAGACAAAACAUUGUAUGGGUGUGAAGUGGCGAAGAAACAUGCAUGAUAUUUUAAGGGGACCAGCU